CGGCCGGUCGCUCCCCCUCCUCUCCUUCAGCGGUUGAUAUGACGUCACCGCGCUCCCGAUCUCCGUUUCGUUGACAGCACGGCGGCGGCGGCGGCUGCCCUGAGAGUCCCGGCAUAAACCACGGAGAAGAAAGGGAGGCACGGCCACUUGGAAAGGAAUAGCUGCAGAGAAGACGGAUUGGCUACACUUUGACAGACAGGAGACAACGUACAUAGGAGCGGGCCCCGCUGACCUCCACACCCAAGCAUUUUUAUUUAUCUGACUUAUUUUCCCGUCGUCACGUGAUAGGUGGGAAGCCACUUCCACAGACCUUGCACAGGGGAGCUGCCCGGCGAUCAUGAGAAGAAAUCCUUCUCCCGCUGUGUGCUUGGGAUAACCCUGCACGGUGGAAUGAACCGUCCUUAUUGAAUGACUCCACAUUUCUCAUUACACUGCAUCUGGAGGAGACUUUUUCUUGUUUCUGAAGCCACUCUGUGGCACACUUUUUCCCCAAUUCAGUUUUCUAAAUAGUUUGAAAAAUCCCUUAAGGUGUCCCUUAUUAUUUUGUAUAACUGGGACAUCAUUCAUCAUGGUGCUGUCACAGAGGCAAAGAGAUGAGCUAAAUCGAGCAAUAGCGGAUUACCUACGUUCCAAUGGUUAUGAAGAGGCCUAUUCUGUUUUUAAGAAGGAGGCAGAACUUGAUAUGAAUGAAGAGUUAGAUAAGAAGUAUGCAGGACUCUUGGAGAAGAAAUGGACAUCUGUUAUCAGAUUACAAAAAAAGGUUAUGGAAUUAGAAUCCAAAUUAAAUGAAGCAAAAGAAGAGUUUACAUCUGGAGGACCUAUAGGCCAAAAGCGAGACCCCAAAGAAUGGAUACCUCGCCCACCUGAAAAAUAUGCACUCAGUGGUCAUCGGAGUCCUGUCACUCGUGUUAUUUUUCAUCCAGUGUUUAGUGUUAUGGUCACGGCAUCAGAAGAUGCAACGAUCAAGGUGUGGGACUAUGAGACUGGAGAUUUUGAACGCACACUCAAGGGGCACACAGACUCUGUGCAGGAUAUAUCUUUUGACCAUUCUGGAAAGCUGCUGGCCUCUUGUUCUGCGGAUAUGACUAUUAAGCUAUGGGAUUUCCAAGGUUUUGAGUGCAUCAGGACUAUGCAUGGUCAUGAUCAUAAUGUUUCCUCAGUAGCCAUUAUGCCCAAUGGAGAUCAUAUAGUGUCUGCCUCAAGGGAUAAAACCAUUAAGAUGUGGGAAGUUCAGACUGGGUAUUGUGUGAAGACCUUCACAGGACACAGAGAGUGGGUUCGCAUGGUGAGGCCAAACCAGGAUGGUACACUUAUUGCCAGCUGUUCCAAUGACCAAACUGUUCGGGUUUGGGUUGUAGCUACAAAGGAAUGCAAAGCAGAACUUAGAGAGCAUGAGCAUGUGGUAGAAUGCAUUUCUUGGGCACCAGAAAGCUCAUAUUCUACCAUAUCCGAUGCUACAGGAUCUGAGACUAAAAAAAGUGGUAAACCUGGUCCUUUUCUCCUGUCUGGUUCCAGAGAUAAAACUAUAAAGAUGUGGGACAUUAGCAUUGGCAUGUGCCUAAUGACACUUGUUGGCCAUGAUAAUUGGGUGCGUGGAGUUCAAUUCCAUCCAGGAGGAAAGUUUAUUCUUAGUUGUGCUGAUGAUAAAACUAUACGCAUUUGGGACUACAAGAACAAACGCUGCAUGAAAACCCUUAAUGCGCAUGAACAUUUUGUUACCUCUUUGGAUUUCCACAAGACUGCGCCGUAUGUGGUGACUGGAAGUGUAGAUCAAACAGUAAAAGUGUGGGAGUGCCGUUGAUUUGAAUUCACCUUGGAACCCAUCGCCUUUCCCCCUUUCCUCUGGAUGCACUCAGAUACCAUGGUUACCCAUUGAGCUCUGUUAAAUACCUUUGUCCUUUCAUGUAAAUUAUUCUGGAU
This is a messenger RNA of Xenopus laevis (African clawed frog), 1920 nucleotides long. It is a transcript of the gene pafah1b1.S, whose product is annotated as platelet activating factor acetylhydrolase 1b regulatory subunit 1 S homeolog. Gene Ontology annotation, molecular function: dynein complex binding. The transcript has 11 exons. Gene Ontology annotation, biological process: intracellular protein transport; retrograde vesicle-mediated transport, Golgi to endoplasmic reticulum; endoplasmic reticulum to Golgi vesicle-mediated transport. Bases 569 to 1801 code for a protein of 410 amino acids. The record is from RefSeq and is marked validated. Gene Ontology annotation, cellular component: microtubule associated complex; cytoplasm; COPI-coated vesicle membrane. NCBI's taxonomy places the organism in Eukaryota, Metazoa, Chordata, Amphibia, Anura, Pipidae.